Molecule: messenger RNA, 1866 nt
Organism: Helianthus annuus (common sunflower)
Lineage: Eukaryota; Viridiplantae; Streptophyta; Magnoliopsida; Asterales; Asteraceae
Exons: 2
Coding region: 1-1866 (621 amino acids)
Source: RefSeq, a predicted model, not a curated record
AUGACCGCCAUCACCAAUUCCUGCCAGUUCCAUGGUCGUGACGACGAGGAUGCCCCCACUCAUAUCAAUCGCAUCACUCGUCUCUGCAGCACCUUCUCCAUUGAGGGUGUCAAUCUUGAUGCUAGGUAUCUUCAGGUUUUUCCGUUCUCACUUGCUGGACGCGCAGCCGUCUGGUUCGAUUCCCAGCCUGCUGGCACUUUCACUACUUGGGCAGGCCUUCGCGAUGCAUUCUUAGCCAAGUAUUUUCCGCCAGCCAAGGCAUCUCGCCUUCGUGACCAGAUCCACUCGUUUCGUAUGGAGCCAGAUGAGCCGUAUCACUUAACUUGGGAGCGUUUUCAGACCUUGAUUACCCGUUGUUCUCAGCAUGGUCUAUCUGACUGGGCGUUAGUAGAGAAGUUCUACAAUGGACUUACUCCUGAGAUUAGGGCUCGUUUCGAUACGUCAGCAGAAGGGCAGCUUAUGGGAAAGAAGACAGUGGCGGAGUGCAAUGAUUUGUUUGAGAGUUUUUCCCACUCCGAUAUGGACUACAGCACUACCAGCAGGACUUCCAUUCCUGUGCGUACCACCUCGGUCGGUCGAGGGGUAAACCAAGUUAGCUUGGAUUCAUCGGUAGCUGCUGCAGUCGAGAGAGCGAAGGAGGAGUUGAGGCAAGAGAUGAGGCAGGAGUUGAGUGAGAUAAAGAAGAAAGUCGAUAGGUGUGAGGUUUGUCGAGGAGGACAUGAUACUAUAGAUUGUCCUACGAUCACUCUUGAGCAGGUAGAGUACAUAGCCGGUCAGUCUAGGGGUCCCACGAAUCCGUUCAAUAAUUCUAAUUCCAACUGGCGCGGUAGUGGUAAUUCGAGUGGUUAUCGUUCGUCUGGAAAUCCUCCUGGAUUUCCAUCUGGUCAGUAUCAGAGUAGAGGGCCCGGUAUUUACACGGAUUCUGGUUCAGGGCAGUUUAGUGGGUCAGGUUCGAGUGGUCAGUUUAUGAGUGGGGGACCGACUCAGGAGAGUCAGGGUAGUGGGAAGGCUCCUGACGUUAGUACGAACAGGCUGGAGGAGAUGUUUACCCAGAUGAUGACGCGGACCGAUGCGUUCAUCAAGAAUCAGGAGCAAAUUAAUAAAAAUAACGAGCUUCAGUUCAAGAAUCAGCAGGCCGCCCUCCUCGAUCUUCAGAGGACAGUAGGCGGGCUUGCUAAGCAGUUACAGGAGCACCCACCGGGUCAGUUUUCGGGAAACACUUUCCCGAAUCCCGCGAAUCAGUCAGCGAAGGCGAUUACGACCCAUAGUGGGAAGAGGAGAUCGAGAUGGAGGCUCCAGGCAAGGCAGCAGAAAUAUGCUCAGGAGUACGGGAAAUUCCUCGAGAUGUUUACUCAGUUGAAGAUCAAUCUUCCGUUCAUCGAGGCGCUUCAGUCUAUGCCUAAGUACGCGAAAUUCCUUAAAGAUCUUUUGAAGCGUAAGGAGAGAAUCGGUGAGCUUUUGAAUAUUCCUUUGACAGGAGGUUGUUCCGCGGUAGUCUUGAAUAAGCUACCAGAGAAGUUGACCGACCCUGGCACAUUCACGAUUCCAUGUUUCUUUGGGGGAGCCGUUACCCCUGCUCACGCCUUAGCCGAUUUAGGGGCCAGCAUCAAUCUGAUGCCAUUCUUGUUGUAUGAGCGACUUGGUCUAGGAGAGCUUACACCCACGCGCAUGUCAUUGUCCUUGGCUGACCGAUCAGUCAAGUAUCCUCGUGGGAUAGUAGAGAAUUUGUUGGUGAAGGUCGAUAGGUUUGUGUUCCCAGUAGAUUUCGUUGUGCUCGACAUGGAGGCCGAUGAGAGAGUUCCUAUUAUUCUAGGCCGUCCAUUCCUUCGAACCGCAAAGGCGAUCAUCGACGUCUUUGACGGUUAG